CACCAGCAGCCGCGCCGCCACGGGCUACGCGGCCGCGCUGGCCGACGCGUCGCUCCGCGCGGGCACGCUGCCCGGGGCCGCCCGCCACGCGCGCGCCCUGCUCCGGCGCCUCCAGGAGCCUCCCCGCGGGCAGCGCCUGGAGGAGCCCGACGCGCGGGUGGGCGCGCUGGUGCGGCUGCUCGUCGGCAAGGGCAGGGCCGGCAUGGUCGCCGACGUCUUGGCCGAGUUCGCCGCCCUCUGCGACCACCUGCUCGCCCCGCCGCCGUCCUCGACCUCCAGCAAGCGCGCCCACGCCCACGCCCACUAGCGCCUGAUGCACGUACGUGCCAUGCUAGCUUUUCGGUUUGCACUUGAGGAGUACGUAGCGCCGGCCCAACUGCUUGCUACAGCACUAGUCUAUAUUUUUAUGAUUGUAUGAUUAACUGUGAGCACUAUCCAUGCGCGUACGCACAGCAUCACAAGUCUUCUGUCCCAACUGCUCGCCACCAUGAUCAUAUUUUGUAGUCCAUGGAACCCAGAUGUUUCUAGCCUUGUUUCUUCGCCA
Messenger RNA from Triticum aestivum (bread wheat), 544 nucleotides. RefSeq lists its product as uncharacterized. The record is from RefSeq and is a predicted model, not a curated record. Lineage: Eukaryota; Viridiplantae; Streptophyta; Magnoliopsida; Poales; Poaceae.